AUGUCCUUUCUUCACAGAACCCUAGUCUCCGCCUCGCGGACCACCGCAGUGAGGUCUCAGUUCCGGCGAUUAACACUCCCCAUGAUCAUCAACCCGUCUCUCCGGUCGGCGUCUAGCCUGGCUCCUAAACUUAAAGACCCCUCCUUGUUUAAGGAGAAUGUGUGCUAUGUCAAUGGCGAGUGGGUACAGGCCAAGUCGGGGAAUACAUUCAAGGUCCACGACCCAGCCACGGGCCAGCUCAUCGGGUCAUGUCCCGAGUUUGACGCCAAGGACACGGAAGCAGCCGUUGCUGCUGCGCAAGCUGCAUUUCAAGAGUUCCGCCACAAGACGGGCCGGGAACGGUCGAAGCUACUCCGGAAAUGGUACGACCUCAUGGUAGAAAACGCAGACGACCUAGCUGCCCUGAUCUCCUGGGAGAACGGCAAGCCGAUCGCAGACGCCAAGGGCGAAGCCGCGUACGCGGCCAACUUCUUUGAGUGGUUCAGCGAAGAGGCCCCACGCAUCUACGGCGACACCAUCCCGGCGUCGGUGCCCGGCAACCGCGUGGUGACCAUCAAGGAGCCCAUCGGCGUGUGCGCCCUUAUCACUCCAUGGAACUUCCCCGCCGCCAUGCUCACCCGCAAGGCCGGCCCCGCCCUGGCUGCCGGCUGCACUGUCGUCUGCAAGGCCCCCGGCGAGACCCCUUACACCCCGCUAGCCCUCGCCGAGCUGGCCCACCGCGCCGGCAUCCCCAAGGGCGUCGUGAAUGUCAUCACCGCCCUUAACAACACUCCCUCCGUCGGCAAGACCCUGACCACCAACCCAGACGUCCGAAAGGUCUCCUUCACCGGCUCAACCGCCGUCGGUAAGCUACUCAUGGAACAAAGCUCCAGCACGCUCAAAAAGCUCUCCCUCGAACUCGGAGGCAACGCCCCCUUCAUCGUCUUCGACUCCGCCGACGUCGACCUCGCCGUCCAAAGCGCCAUCGCCUCCAAGUUCCGCUCGUCCGGCCAAACCUGCGUCUGCGCCAACCGCAUCUACGUCCAGCGCGGCGUGUACGACGAAUUCGCCGAGAAAUUCGCCGCCAAGGUCCGCCAGUUCAAGGUCGGCAACCCCUUCGAAACAGGCACCACCCACGGCCCGCUCAUCCACGCCCGCGCCGUCGAUAAAGUCGAGCACCACGUGCAAGACGCCCAGAGCAAAGGCGCCGGCGUCCUCCUUGGCGGCAGCCGGAUCCCCGACCUCGGGCCCAACUAUUACCAGCCUACCAUCCUCACCGAGAUGACGCCUGACAUGGCCCUCGCCCACGAAGAGACCUUUGGCCCUGUGGCGGGUCUCUUCCCGUUCACCACCGAAGACGAGGUCGUUAAGUUGGCCAACACCUCGCCCGUCGGCCUGGCGGCGUACUUAUUCUCGCGUGACGUGCAGCUUGUGAGCCGCGUGACUGAGAGUCUCGAGGUCGGUAUGGUUGGGGUCAACACGGGUCUCAUCUCGGACCCGGCUGCGCCGUUUGGGGGGGUGAAGGAGAGUGGGUUUGGGAGGGAGGGCUCGAAGUAUGGGAUUGAGGAGUAUCAGAUCACUAAGAUGAUUACGUAUGGUGGAAUGGGGGGGCCGUUGCAGAAGUAG
This is a messenger RNA of Dichotomopilus funicola, 1605 nucleotides long. RefSeq names its product succinate-semialdehyde dehydrogenase. The transcript has 3 exons. The record is from RefSeq and is a predicted model, not a curated record. The coding region runs from base 1 to 1605 and encodes 534 amino acids. Lineage: Eukaryota; Fungi; Ascomycota; Sordariomycetes; Sordariales; Chaetomiaceae. Gene Ontology annotation, biological process: GABA catabolic process. Gene Ontology annotation, molecular function: succinate-semialdehyde dehydrogenase (NAD+) activity. Gene Ontology annotation, cellular component: cytoplasm.